Molecule: messenger RNA, 1440 nt
Organism: Aureobasidium pullulans EXF-150
Lineage: Eukaryota; Fungi; Ascomycota; Dothideomycetes; Dothideales; Saccotheciaceae
Product: flotillin domain protein
Exons: 4
Coding region: 1-1440 (479 amino acids)
Biological process (GO): protein localization to plasma membrane
Cellular component (GO): plasma membrane
Source: RefSeq, a predicted model, not a curated record
AUGGUCUGGGGAUAUCAUGCGGCAGAGCCCAACUCUUACCUCGUCAUUACUGGCGCAGGUGUGAGGGGACUCAAGCUCACGAAGAAGGCAAUGGUCUUCCCUUUCCAGAAGGUUACCAAGAUCUCAGUCACCCCCUUCCAUUUCACCACCGAUCUACAGGCCAUGACAUCCGAAAAGCUGCAGGUCUGUCUGCCAGCCGUCUUUACAAUCGGGCCAAAGGAUGAGGAAGAAUCUCUCAGGAAGUAUGCCGGUUUGAUGACCGACAGCGCGGCAGAUACCGUAGUCGCUGGUCGCGAGCACAUUCAAGCCAUCAUCAUGGGUAUUGUCGAAGGCGAAACUCGUUCAAUCGUCUCGAACAUCACCAUGAAGGAACUUUUCGAGAAGCGCACCCUCUACAGGAAGAUGGUCGUCGACCACGUUCAGUCCGAGCUCACCCAGUUUGGUCUGCACAUCUACAACGCUAGUAUCAAAGAGCUCCGCGACCUACCUGGAUCGCACUACUUUGAAUUCCAAUCCAAGAAGGCACACGAGGGAGCGCAGAACCAAGCCAAGGUCGAUGUAGCACAUGCUCGCAUGGAGGGUGAGAUCGGAGAGGCUUUGAACGUCGGUCGCACCAAGCAAGAGAUUGCCAAAAUCAACGCCAACACCGCCGUCCAAGAGACCGAGCGUAAAAUAGAGAAGGCUAUUGCGGACUCAAAGUUCAAGUCACAGGAGAUUGACAUUGAGCGAAAGCUCAACAUUGAGCGCAUCCAAGCCGAACGCGCCGCUGAGUUGAGAGACUCCGAUCUCCAGAAGGGUGUUCAAGAGAGCAAAGCCCUGAUGGAGCUUGAGCGCAUGAGAGCCACAACUGUCACCAAGGCCAGAGUCGCCAAAGAAUCCGCUGCCCAGGAAGCCGACGCCCAGCUAUACAAAGCCCGACAGGCUGCCGAAGCCAGCGCUUACCAACAGUCCAAGACAGCCGAUCUCGAGCUAUACACCGCAGAGAAGCAGGCUGAAGGCCAUUUCCAAAGGAAGAAGCGCGAGACCGACGCCAAACACGAACGCGAGGCUGCUGGAAUCAUACAGCUUGCUGGCGCCUACAAGGAGCUUGGCAAUGUCUUGGGUGGUCCAGCUGGUGUGAGAGACUGGAUGAUGCUCCAGAACAAUAUCCCUGUUCAGCUUGCCCAGGCAAACGCAGAGGCAGUCAGAGGUCUUCAACCCAAGAUCAACGUGUGGAACACCGGUUCGCAGGAUGGUGGAGCAGAUUCUUUCGCUCCUAUCAGAAACAUUAUGCAAAGUCUUCCUCCCCUCUUCUCGACAAUCCAGGAUCAGACUGGCAUGAUGCCUCCAGCCUGGUUGGCUCAGAUGCCAGCCAACGCCACAGGUGGUCAUGGAAGAAACGACUCAGCUCAUGAAUUCCCGCUUGCUGUCGAAAAGCACAAGGGUAUCAAUGGCGCCUAG